AUGAGCCUUCCCGUUGCUGUGCCUCGUCUAAAUGUGCGGGGAACAGCAGCCGCUGCAGCAGCAGCAGCAGCAGCCGCUGCUGCGGUAGCGAGGACAGCAGCACAUAGUGGGCCCCUUUUCCCAGAUUAUGUGGACGAUUACCUGCAGCAGCAGCAGCAGCAGCAGCAGCAGCAGCAGCAGCAGCAGCAGCAGCAGCAGGAAGAAAAUGGCCCAGAUGUGUCGGGACUUUCGUGCGGCACAUCAUAUCGCCCUGAGGAGGCGCUGCUGCGCUUGGGCUUGCCUGAGGACUUGCUGCUGCUGCAGCAGCAGCAGCAGAAGCCGCUGCUGCUGCAGCAGUAUGAAGCGGAAGCAGCAGCAAAAGAGGAGCUCAACAGAGCAGAAGCAGCAUUAGUGGGGGGAGAAAUUUGUCUUGAGAGAGAUGAAAGAGAACACCGGCGGCAGCUGAAGCUGCAGCAGCUGCUGCAGCAGCAGAGGCAGCAGCAGCAGCAGCAGCAACAGGAGGAGGCAGAGGCCUACAGGCGACACAGGGAGAGACGCAGGCUGCAGAAGCAGCAGCAGCAGCAGCAGAAACGUGAACAAAAGCAACUGCUGCCAGCAGCAACAGCAGCAAAGCAGAGGAGACGCAGCAGCAGCAGCAGCAGCAGCUCAGACGACAGCGUCAUCCUCAUAGACCCGCCUGCAGCUGGGGACAGCAGCAGCCGCCCUACUUCCAUCACAAGCAGCAGCAGCAGCAGCAGCAGCAGCAGCAGCAGCAGGUGGCAGCUUGCUGCAGCGCCAGCUGAGGGGGGGCCCCACCUUUCUCUCAAGGAGCUGAAGGCUUUGGAGCAAAAGUCCGAAAAGCCCCAAACUAUUUGGGACUCUGAGCGCAUGCAUGCAGGCAAUGCUGCUGCUGCGAGGCCUCUUUUAGCUGCUAGGCCCAAGAGGAAGGCAGCAGCAGCAGCAGCAGCAGCAGCAGCAGCGCGAGCUGCCCAGCAGCAGCAGGCAGCGGCGGCUGGCAGCGGCAGCAGCAGCAGCAGCAGCGCAGCAGCAGCAGACGCGGGGGCCGCGACGUCCUUCCCGGUAGAGCAUCGACGCCGAAAGAAGGCAGUAGAAGCAGCAGCAGCAGCUUCUGCUGCUGCAGUUGCUGCUGCUGCUGCUGCUGCUGCUGACAACACAGGAAAGAGAGGGACUGAGUUCUCAGUGUAUGUUGAAGGGCUGGACCAGCCGCUGCUGUUUUCUGCUGAUGCUGCAGCACAGACACGUGCUGCAGAGGACAGCAGCAGCAGCAGCAGCAGCAGCAGCGACGAGGAGGGGAGCGGGAACGCAGAAAAGCGCGAAGAAAGAAGGCUGCUGCAGCAGCAGGAAGAGGAGUUGCUGCUGCUGCAGCAGCAAGACAGGCUGCUGAUGUUCUGCAGGCAAAAGCCACAAGAUGUGACGCUGUGGGUGCAGCUGGUGGCGCUGCAGCAGCAGCUACUGCAGCAGCAGCAGCUGCUGCUGCUCUCUGCUGCAGAUCCUGAGCAGCUUCUGCUUCGGCAGCAGGAUGUUCUUGACAUGGCCUGCGGCCAAGAGAAGGGUGCAGCAGCAGCAGCAGCAGCAGCAGCAGCACCGCCCGUGGUUGUGCUCAGACGGCUGCUGCUGCUGCUGCAGACAAAGACCCCCUUGGCAGCUCCUGCCUGGCGGAGAACAGCAGCACUAGUUGGGAAGCUUAAUGCUUCCCUGAACCCCAGCAGCAGCAGCAGCAGCAGCAGCAGCAGCAGCAGCAGCAGCACGCAAACCACGCUUUCGCUUGCACGGUGCCUCUGCAGCGCAGCUGCUGCCUCCUCGCAGUACUCAGAGGCUUCGACACGUUUGCUGUUUGCCGAUUUGCUGCAUGCUGCUGCAGAAACUCUAAGAGAAUCAGCAGCAGCAGCAGCAGCAGGAUCAUCGGCAGCAGCGGGAUCUGCAGCAGCAGCAGCAGCAGCAGCAGCAGAUAACUAUCGCACUUGUUUAGCGCUGCUCCAAGAAGUCCUCUUCAGCUUCAUUUUGCCCCUCGAACAAAUCUGGACAGCAGAAGAAGGAUCUCGCAGGUCCCGUGCUGGGGAAGUUGGGUGUAGGCUCGAGCAGCAGCAGCAGCAGCAGCAGCAGCAGCAGCUGUCGUGCAGCAGCACAGUCACUAAGGUUUAUCUGCAGCUCUGUGAACUUGUUGACACAGCCGUGGCGGCGCUGCGUGAGGCUCAAAAAGAUGCGCAGGAAGAGCUGCUGCAGGCGGCAGGCGAGCCCUUAGCUGCUGGCAGCCACAGCAGCAGCAGCAGCAGCAGCAGCAGCACAGAACACACACAGGAAAGGGCGCUGCAGGGAUUCGCUGCCUACUGUGCUGCUGACUUUGCUGUUGCUAAUUGCUCGUGGAGAAGCCGCACUGCGGGGAGCUGUGCAGCAUCCGAGGCAGGAGUAGCAGCAGCAGCAGCAGCUGAAGCAGAGGCAGCUGCUGCAGGUAAGACUGCAGCAGACGCAGCCAUUGCAGCGGCUAAAGACGCAGCGAAAGUGGGAGAAGCAGCAGCAGCAGCCAGUGCUGCAGCGUCAGCAGCAGCGACAGACCCCUCGUUCACUGCCAUGGAAGCCAUGAGGCGUGCUGCAGCAGCUGCUGCUGCAGCAGCGCAAGCAGCAACAAAGUCCGCCCUUGAAGCAAGAACUGCUGCCUCAGCAGCAGCAGCAGCAGACCUCCGGAUGCCUUCGCCGUACUGCGUUUCAGGGGACCGCAUGCAGCCAUCAAAGCAGUGGGAGCUGCUGCAGCCAGUUCUUGCUGCAGCAGAUGCUGUUCUGUCUUUUGCAGCUGCCCGCAGCGUCUCGUGCUGCAGCAGAACAGGGCCAGGCGCCCGCCUAGCCGUCAGAUCCCCAGCUCCAGCAGCAGCAGCAGCAGCAGCAGCAGCAGCAGCAGCAGCAGCAGCAGCAGGUCCCGCUUACAUCAUUAUCCUUGGGGCUUUAGACGCCUUGUGCUCCCCCACUUUGCACAGAUUUCCUUCAGGCCACCCGCGCUUGCAGCGGGGAGACACAGCUGCAGCAGCAGCAAUGGAUGCAGCCAUGCUUAGGGCCCUUGUGCUCCGGCUGCAGCAGCAGGCGAGCUUCGCGGCCGCAGCCACACUGCGCAGCAGCAGCAGCAGCAGCAGCAGCAGCAGGAACAAUGGGAGUGUUCCCUUUUCGUUUUGGUGGCCACUACCUUCUUUGGUCCCUGCUGCUGAGGCCACGCUGCUGAAGCAGCAAACCCGAAACGCCAGGAGCUGGCUAUCUACACAGGGGCUGUUGCGGUGGGCAGUUCUGCAGAACCAGCAGCAGCAGCAACAGCAGCAGCAGCAGCAGCAAGCCGAACCGGGGUCGUUAGAUGCAGCAAUCGGAGAGGCCACAACUCCUCAGGCCUUGGCUGCCCUCAUAUGCUCACAGGCCCUUUUGGCGUUUCCUGACGACCGCCUGCUGCUUUACUGCGCGUUGUGUCUCUGCCCAUCCCCCAAGACCUUCCGGCUGGUGCUCAAGCGGAAUGAGGCAGAGCCAGCUCUGUGGCUUACCUUUGCCUCUUCUCUUUUUUUCCAGGCUGCUGCAGCCGCCAGCACUGAUGCUGCUGCAUCCUCCAACAGCAGCAGCAGCAGCAGCAGCAGCAGUGGUGAGGUGAAGAAUAACUCGCCACAAGCGUUGUUGCUGCAGGGACGGAAAGUUCUGCUGACUUGCUGCAGCGCCUUUGCAACCCACGCGCCUUUGGCAGCCUCGUGGGCUUUUCUUGAGCUUACUACUGCUGCUGCUGCUGCAGCUGCUGCAGAGGCACGAUCUGCUGCGGCGAAGCGGGAGCUGGGGGAGCAGCAGCAGCUUCCCCCGCUGCUAGAAUUUGGUUGGCCUUGGGCCUCUUGGCUAGGAAGCCUCAGUGGUGCUUCUAGCCAGCAGCAGCAGCAGCAGCAGCAGGUCAAUAUAUUGCCUUUCGAAGGCAGGGGAGUUGCUGCAGCAGCCCUUCAUGUUGCAGUGUGCUCUUCUGAUCGCUCAUUUGCUUCGCUGGACCCUGCUUCGCCCGGCGUUGCUGUGCAGCCACAGCAGCAGCAGCAGCAGCAAGUGCAGCAGGAGCAGCAGCAAGUGGAGCAGCAGCUGGAGCAACUGCAGGGCAGCGCAGCGCAGGAAGAUGAAGAAUCUUCAGCUCUCCCGUUUGCUCGAUCGCAUGUGACGGCUUGCUGCGCUGUGCUGCUGCAGCGCUCACGCAUAGCUGCCUCUGCUGCUGCUGCAGUUGCUGCAGCCAAUGCGAGCGCUUUCCCCCUUCUCGUCUCUCCUCCGUGGGCUAACCUCUUUCUUGCCCUGCUGCUGCAUGCAGGCUUAUCGCGGUCGGCUUCUGCUGUUUGGGCUUUGUUCGAGCAGCACCGUGGCGCAGCAGCAGCAGCUGCUGCUGCCACAGCUGAGGCAGCGAAUGGCAGCAGCAGUUGCUGCGUCUGCUGCUGUGGCUGCUCUUUGACCAGUAGCAGUGCUGGCCAGGAUGCAGCCUCCCGAAGCAGCAGCAAUGGCCCCAGCAGCAACAACAGCAGCAGCUGCAGCAGCAGCACAGCUUCGCUAGCUCGAUGGGGUCUUUGCAGCAACGCAGAAGCAGCGCGGUGUGAGGAGUUGGCGCUGGCUUUCGUCUUAGUGCUGCUGCUGGCUGUGAGUGGCGCAUCAGCAGCAGCCGGAGUUGCAGCAAAUGCAGAGGCAGCAGCAGCAGCAGCAGCAACAGAGGCAGAUGAUGCUUCUGUUCUGCGGCGCGCUUCAAAUUGGAUGCUGCAGCGCUUCCCGUCAAAUCCUUUCUUCCUUGCGGUGCACACACAGGCACAGCCGCUGCGCUGGUGGCCUUCUGCUGCAACACUCGAAUGCGCAUUUAUGGCGGAGUGGCUCCUCGCUAGCCAAUCUGCGAAAGCUGUUUCUCAAAGGCAGCUCGAACGAUAUGCGCAGUGGGCCACCAGGAGCACAGCUCUUCCAUUUGUGCUGCUGCAGCGGCUACCGGGGUCCCCCAAUAGCCUUCCCUGCGGGACCGCAGCGCUGCAGCGCGAGCAGCAGUUUUGGGUUUACCUGCAAGCUUUGCUUCUCAGCAGCAGCAGCAGCAGCAGCAGCAGUAACUGCAGCGCCGCUGCUCUGCAGGCGUCCCUUGACGGAACGGCCAUUGCGAGGAUCUGCGAGGGGCUGUGGAAUCCACAGCAGCAGCAGCAGCGAGCUGGCCCUAGGGAGUCUCUAACGGAGCAGCAAGAGGAUGAAGAAGAAAGGCAGCAGCAGGAAGAUGAGCUGCAGCAGCAAGCGCAGGCGAUGGAGGAGCGUUUGCUGCAGUCGGUUUCUCAGUGCCCCUUCUCAAAAAGGAUGUGGAUGCUGUUGCUGCACCUGCUGCUCGUGCGUCGGCGGCAGGAGGGAGCUGCUGCAGAAAGAGCCCUAAUGGGGGGAGCAGCAGCAGCAGAGGACUCCGUCUUGCUGCUGGAUGAUGCGCUGCAGCGGGGUCUUUACUUCUGGGGAGACCCCGUAGCAGCUUUGGCUUCACCGUAA
Eimeria necatrix is the source of this 5484-nucleotide messenger RNA. RefSeq lists its product as hypothetical. The coding region runs from base 1 to 5484 and encodes 1827 amino acids. The transcript is spliced from 8 exons. The record is from RefSeq and is a predicted model, not a curated record. NCBI's taxonomy places the organism in Eukaryota, Apicomplexa, Conoidasida, Eucoccidiorida, Eimeriidae.